GCUCUCAGUUGUCAUAUGAUUAUUGUGUUUUCUGCAGCUCAAGACUACAAGAGCUUCCAGUGAUCCUGCUGCUCGGGGUGAGGGCAGUUCAUAAUGGAUUUGGAUUGAACUUCACUCCUUCAAUCCUUUCAGUCUUAAAGUGGGACAUGAUCAUUAAAGACCCUCUUCAGUCAAUCAUACCGAAGACACUGGAAAUGUUGUGUUUUGAUUCUAGUCUUUCAUUUCAUUUCACUCCUUCUUUCUCUCAGUCUCUUCUUGGUGGUUUUGAAGGUCAGCUCCUUCCAAUUGCCAAUCUCAAGAAGUCGAUACAAUAUCAUUUAUUAGAACACUUUUAUUGGCAGCCUCUGAGUUUCCUGUGUGACUCCAUCAGUUCUGGUACUAUUAGGAAAGACAUUAAAUCAUUAUCAAAGGAUCAGGUUGAGAUGAUUCGCUCAUCACCCAGUAUGAUGAGUUAUGUUGAAUCAGUUGAUUUUGAAGAGAGAAAAGCACUGCUUCAAGAUGAUUCUCAUUUAAAAGCAAAGGCAGAAGAAUUUUUAAAAGAUAUCCAAUUAUUUUACCAAUCUCUGGAACCAGCAGUAAAGACUCUUUACAUAUUACUGUAUAGAAAAACAUCAAAGGAUAAAUUGGCUAAACUUAAAAUGUUAUUGAGUUACAUUACUGAGAGUCAAGGGAAGGAUUUCUAUGUUCAAGCCAUGAGGAUACUGGAUGAGACUGUACUGCAAAGGAACCUCCAUGAGUCUAUCACUUAUAUUAGUGCA
This is a messenger RNA of Amphimedon queenslandica, 758 nucleotides long. Its product is annotated as origin recognition complex subunit 3-like. Gene Ontology annotation, biological process: DNA replication; DNA replication initiation. The transcript is spliced from 7 exons. The record is from RefSeq and is a predicted model, not a curated record. The annotation marks the transcript as partial. Gene Ontology annotation, cellular component: nuclear pre-replicative complex; nuclear origin of replication recognition complex; DNA replication preinitiation complex. Gene Ontology annotation, molecular function: DNA replication origin binding. Lineage: Eukaryota; Metazoa; Porifera; Demospongiae; Haplosclerida; Niphatidae.